Ictalurus punctatus (channel catfish) is the source of this 3537-nucleotide messenger RNA. It is a transcript of the gene alg6, whose product is annotated as ALG6 alpha-1,3-glucosyltransferase. Gene Ontology annotation, molecular function: dolichyl pyrophosphate Man9GlcNAc2 alpha-1,3-glucosyltransferase activity. Gene Ontology annotation, cellular component: endoplasmic reticulum membrane. NCBI's taxonomy places the organism in Eukaryota, Metazoa, Chordata, Actinopteri, Siluriformes, Ictaluridae. The coding region runs from base 158 to 1678 and encodes 506 amino acids. Gene Ontology annotation, biological process: protein N-linked glycosylation. The transcript has 14 exons. The record is from RefSeq and is a predicted model, not a curated record.
AGAUGUAGGUUUGUGUUACCUGAGGCGCUCGUUGUGCUGACGUGGUUUGUUUCAGGAAGCGGUGACUACAGCGUGGAGUCGAGGAAAACUUCCAAGGAUUUAAAACGGUUUUAGCGCUUAAUGGUUUUGAAUCAUAGCAUUUUCAAGGCUACCAGACAUGGAGCACUGGAGCCUUAUUUCACUGUGUGUUUUGCUUGCACUAACAGCGAGAUGGGCCGUGUCUUUUAACUCUUACUCAGGCGCUGGCAAAGCACCGAUGUUUGGGGAUUAUGAAGCCCAGAGGCACUGGCAGGAAGUGACGUACAAUCUCCCUGUUCAGGAAUGGUACUUCAACACUACAGACAAUGACCUGAACUACUGGGGCCUGGAUUAUCCUCCACUAACAGCCUACCACAGUCUCUUAUGUGCUCAUGUUGCAAAGCUGAUUAAUCCUGCAUGGGUGGAGUUGCGUAGUUCCAGAGGAUAUGAGAGCGCCUCUCAUAAAUUAUUCAUGAGGGCUACAGUUCUCGUCUCAGAUAUAUUGAUAUACAUACCAGCAGUCCUUCUGUACUGCUUCUACCUCAGCGAAGGAUCCUACAAAAAGAAGGCUGCCACGGCUCUGUGCAUCCUACUUUAUCCGGGACUCAUCCUAAUCGAUUUUGGUCAUUUUCAAUAUAACAGCGUGAGUCUAGGCUUGGCGUUGCUGGGUGUAGUGGGACUAGGUUUGGGUCGGGACCUGCUUGGAUCUCUGGCCUUCACCUUGGCUCUCAACUACAAACAGAUGGAGCUGUACCAUGCAUUGCCUUUCUUCUGCUACCUCUUAGGCAGGUGCAUUAAACAAGGCCUUCUGGGCAAAGGGCUGCUUCUGUUGGUGAAGAUCUCAUUGACUGUGCUGGUGACGUUUGCACUCUGCUGGUUGCCUUUCCUGUCAGACCCACAGCAGAUCCUGCAGGUUCUGCAUCGUUUGUUCCCAGUCGACCGCGGUUUAUUUGAGGAUAAAGUGGCUAACACAUGGUGCAGCUUGAACGUGCUGAUAAAGAUCAAGACCCUGCUGUCCAGAGAUACUCAGCUGCUCCUCAGUUUUGCUCUGACUCUCCUAUUCAUCUUGCCUUCGUCAAUUAAAUUGUUGACCAAACCCACAAUUUUGCAAUUUAAAUUGGCUUUGGUGAACUCUUCACUGGCCUUUUUCCUCUUCUCCUUUCAAGUCCAUGAGAAGUCCAUCCUGCUGCCAGCCUUGCCAGUGUGCCUUCUGAUGAAUGAACUUCCAUUAAUGGCCACUUGGUUCCUGGUGACUUCCACUUUCAGCAUGCUGCCUUUACUGCUGAAGGAUGGUUUGCUCCUGCCUUAUGUGGUGACCUCACUGGCCUUCCUCUACUUCAGUGUAUAUCUUCUCUCGGCUCUUGAAAGGACCUCAGAGGAGGAGCUCAGACUGGGCCCGUGUCAAAAACGCACCCAGUAUUGCCUUUCCAAACACACCCUCAGCCUGCUAAUCAAAUGCACAUUUGGAGCCUCGUUGGUGUUCAUGGCUGGUCUGAGCUUUACGAGUGUGGCAGUGGAUCCUCCAGCAAAACUGCCGGAUUUGUACCCAGUUGUAGUAUCCGUUUUCUCCUUCGUCCAUUUCCUGGCCUUGUUGCUGUAUUUCAAUCUAGUCCAACUGACUGAGCUGACCAACAAAAAGGGGCAAAAGAAGACAAACUGAAACAGAGGGACUAUUUGGAAUGGGGAUAAUUAUGGAGAAUGAUGACAAAGAAAAAGGAGAAUUCACUGCAUUAGGAUGGAUUGGGCCUAAUUUAGGAAAUUGAAUUUCCUCUUAAUAAAUAGCUUGAGAAAAGCCCCUCUGUUUAAAAUAGUGACUUGGAAUGGAGGGAAAGUUUAGCCAAAUUACAAAAGAAUGAUUCUAAAAACAUAAAGUCCCAUUGCAGAAGUGAUUUAAUAUGUAUUCAUUUUAUAUAUAAAUAAAUACAUAAAAAUUUUACUUACAUCCUUGAAAGGACCAGCUCGCAAUGACCAUUUGUUACCUUCCUUUAUUAACAAAUUUUUCUACACAUCAAUAAAUUCUUUUGUACAAAAUUGUUGUGGGGUCUCUUAUUCUGUAUCAGCAAACCAGAAAAUCUCCUUGAAAUGAUGAAUAAAAUUACAGUAAGAUCAAGCACUUUAAGUGAACGUCAAAAAAAUACCGUGCAUGUGUCCCCACAAAAAAAAAAAAGAUAUACCUUGAAUAAAAUGCAUUGCCUGCAUGCCCCAUUAAACAAAAAUGAUGGGAAGGGACAUAUCGGAACACAAUGUCAUAAAGCUGAAAUACCAGAGGAACAAAGGUGCACACAAUCUUUCGCCACCUCCUUCUUUCACACGAGUUAAUGACUGGUAUUAAAAAAAUCCAUUACAACUGUAAAUGUUAUCAGGUCACAGAGGGGCUAUAGUGUUACAGCUUGCACAAGCCCCGCAGCCCCACACACACACGCGACUAGGAGAAUGGACUGCUUCUGAUUCAAUACGUGCAGAAAAACAGAGAAAUCAAAUACAGAUAGAGAUACAAUUGGCGUUAAAGGAGAAAAAGACAGGUUGGUUAAUUCAGUGAUGGACCAGGAAACAAGCACCAAAAACAUUAAGGAGCUUGACCAUGGUUGUAAGACCUUGCACUAUCUAGUUAUAAGUAAGGAAAAUAAAUACACCUGGGGGCAUGCUGCUAUAGGAAAAUAAUCAACAAUGGGGCAGUGUAAUGCAACCUGUUACAACAGUGAUUAUUUAAUAUAGCAGUAUGCCAACAUGUUGUAUUACACUUAUAAAACAGCAAUUUCCUAAUGAUUUAAUUUAUUAAUGAAUGUCAUUUUUAUCCAUUUAUAGUUAGGUUUAAUGUUGUGGAUCCUGUUCCUGUUCACGCUUAAGAUUAUAAACUGCCUCUGUUGUUCCCUCACCAGCCUUUUUUCCCCCUCUCCGUUGUAUUGAAUAAGACACAAAAAAAAUGCAUUUCGUUAUGUUCCUGAGAACCUGAAAAGCACAAAGUGGAAACGGAAAGAACGUGCUCCCGUGGUUGAACACUGGAGACUCCUUCCAUAAAUGUUCCAUAAAUAAUCAUCUCCUUGCAGAAAGCUUGUUCAUUUUUCUUGGUUAAUUAACACACUUUUUUUUUUUUUAAUGUUUAAUAAUUAGUCUUGAAUUAUGUGAAGCAUUCACCAUACAAGUCUCUGUGAAAAUUGUUACCAUAGAAACAACGAUAAUGUAUUAGAAUGAGUGCAUUAAUAUAAGCUCGUUCUUACAGCCGGAACUAUCGACAGAUCUACUGUUAAAGAAAAAUAAUCAACACCUUCUGACCAAUCAGAAAUGAGCAUUCAACAGCGCAUGAAUGUAAUGGAAUAAAUGCACAGACUCAGAAUCCAGUACUCAGGAUUUGUCUUCUUUUUUCUUUCCAUGAAAGGAUGGUCAGGCUGAAGUGGCUGGAGGGGUUUGUCCAGACACAAUUCAUGUCAAAUUAUUGCCAAAAACCACACCCCAAGACUUUUUACUUCCAACAAAAGGAGGCCGUGUAUAUGGGAAAACACAAGUACAAAAGUUAACAGG